Molecule: messenger RNA, 1431 nt
Organism: Penicillium samsonianum
Lineage: Eukaryota; Fungi; Ascomycota; Eurotiomycetes; Eurotiales; Aspergillaceae
Exons: 4
Coding region: 1-1431 (476 amino acids)
Biological process (GO): intracellular calcium ion homeostasis; calcium ion transmembrane transport
Cellular component (GO): fungal-type vacuole membrane
Molecular function (GO): calcium:proton antiporter activity
Source: RefSeq, a predicted model, not a curated record
AUGAUGCUCUCACCCACCAGUUCUAUCGCCGAUUCCCAGGACAACUACCCCUCAUACGGACUAGACAACCCCACCGACGUGCUCGGCAGUUCUGAUGACGGAGAUGAAAAUGAUGUAUGCGCCCAUCACGCCAUGCCGCAGGCUGCCGGUAUCGAAGAGACAGGGACAAGGGCCGAUGAAUUGCUCAAUAGAGGCGAUGUAAAAUGGCGGCCAAGGUUUACUGUUGCGAGUCAGUUACGGGCUACGAUUUUGAAUUCCUGGAUCAAUGUGCUUAUUCUCGCUGCGCCGGCCGGUAUUACGUUGCACUUUGUCAAGGCGAAUCCAAUUGCCAUCUUCGUCGUUAACUUCAUUGCGAUUAUUCCGCUGGCUGCAAUGUUGAGUUAUGCGACAGAAGAAAUUGCUCUACGGACGGGCGAAACGAUUGGCGGAUUGUUGAAUGCCUCCUUUGGUAAUGCGGUGGAGUUGAUUGUUGCGAUCAUCGCGCUUGCCAAGAAGAAUGUCCUGAUCGUGCAGACUUCGCUGGUUGGAAGCAUGCUCUCGAACUUGCUGCUCGUUAUGGGGAUGUGUUUUUUCUUCGGUGGUAUCGAUCGUGUCGAACAGCAUUUCAAUGUCACUGGAGCACAAACUGCGACUUCUUUGCUCGCGCUUGCUGUGACUAGCUUGAUCAUCCCCACUGCCUUCCACAAAUGGAAAUCCACUACCGACAUGAGCAAAAUUGCCAGUCAUUCCCGAGGAACCAGCAUCCUCCUCCUAAUCACAUACGGUUGCUAUCUCUUUUUUCAACUGAAGUCCCACGUCGACAUAUACAACCGCCCCAGCCUUAAGGUUGCAAGACGCCGCCAAAAGGUUGGCAGAGGCGAUGCCAAUCGAAGAAUCGCUCAGAUGGCCACAAUUUUCGCCGCACCCAUAGAUGGAAACGUGCGGCCAAUGCAGAUGCAAGACCCGGGUGACAAGCCCGAACAGCCGCAGCUGACCAUGCUGCUCGCCUUAAUUACACUAGGCGUUUCAACUGCGCUUGUAGCUGUCUGUGCGGAGUUCAUGGUAGACUCCAUCGAUGCACUCACUGCCACUGGUAGCAUUAGCGAGACAUUCGUUGGGCUGAUUCUCCUUCCCAUCGUCGGCAACGCGGCAGAGCACGCUACCGCAGUGACUGUCGCUUGUAAGGAUAAAAUGGACCUUGCGAUUAACGUAGCCGUGGGCUCAAGUAUCCAAAUUGGGCUGCUGGUUCUGCCAUUGAUUGUUGCUAUUGGCUGGGUUAUGGGCGUCGAGAGCAUGACUCUCAACUUCGAUGUUUCCCAAGUAAUUGCUCUCUUUCUCGCUGUCCUGCUCGUUAGAUACCUCAUUGGGGAUGGCAAGUCUCACUGGCUUGAGGGCAUCUUGCUCAUGGUGCUGUAUCUGAUUAUCGCUAUGGCUGCUUGGAUUUUUGACUAA